AUGCGCGACGCAGUGCAACAGGCUCGACAGGACAUGCACGAUCUACGGCAACAGAACGCCGCGCUCCAGCGACAAGCAGAUCAGGCUGGAGAGCCUGAGAUCAUCAGACGGCUCGGCGAGGUGCUCGAGAGAGUCACAGAACGGCCGCCGCCACCGGCGGCCCAGCUGAUUCAAGCGAAGGACACCGGAAAGCCACAGGCCUUCAAGAAUGAAGAGUCGAAGUUCAGCGAGUGGCUCCAGAAGCUCAAUAGCUACGCGCUCAGCGUCUUCGGCGUGAACUCCCGGCCGGCGAUCGAGUGGGCAGUCGACCAGGCGAACGACGCGGCCACGCUCACCACGGCCGCUGCGAUGGAGCAGUUUGUAAAUGAGGCCGAGGACGGCGAGGCAGUCGACAACGUGGACGAGAAGCUCUCGCAGCUCUACGCGGUGUUCGUCUCGCUCACGGAGGGCGAGCCCUUCGACCUGGUGGUCGGCGCAGGCCGAGGAAAUGGAGCUGAGGCCCUGCGAUUGCUGGCGCGGCGCUGGGAUCCUACCAGCGGCGGUCGCCGCCGCGUGCUACUCAAGAAAAUCACGGCGCCGACCAGGGUCGCAAAGCUCGAGAACUUGGGCGCAGAGGUUGCGAAAUUGGAAGAGCUGGUCAGGCGCUACGAGAGGCGCAGAGCCGACGGUCGAGACGCACACCUAGACGACGAAAUCAUGAUGAGUGCGCUCGAGAGCCUCGCGCCGCAGGACGUCGAGAUGCACCUUGCCCUCAACCGCGCCAGAUUCCAGGACUACGCUGCGAUGCGAGAGGAGGUCAGGAGCUUCCUGGAGACCAGACAAGCUCAGGGGGCCCUUGGUCGGUCGAGAGGCGACCCAAUGGAGGUCGACGCGUUCGUCAGGAGAGGCGACGGCAAGGGCGAGCGCGGCGAGGUCAAGGGCAAAGAUGGCAAGGGCAAGAACGGCAGCGGAAAAGGGAAGACGGGCAACUCGAACGUGAUCUGCUGGAACUGCCGAAAGAAGGGCCAUCGCGCACAAGACUGGUGGAAGCCCACCGAGAGAGGAAGUAAGGAUGACAAAGGCAAGGGCAAAGGAUACGGCAAGGAUCCGAAGGGUCAGCGUUUCCAACAGCAAGGCGUUCGCCGAGCCUAUCUCAACAAUUUCGGGGGCGAUCUCAACAAUUUCGAGGGCGACACGCAGAGCGCGAUCAGCGCGCAACUACCGACAUCGGCCUCGCAGGCUGGCGUGUGCAACCAGUCGCCCGCCGCGCUCAGCUUCGAUGCCUUCGAGCGCGUGCUGGAGCUGAACAGCGUGGAGGCGAAGGGUGAGAAGCAGCGCAGGAAGUGCAUUGCGAUGACGUUCGACACCGGCGCCGCCGCCACGGCCUUCCCGCUCGAGCAGGAGGGCGAGUGCGCCGAGGACGAGGGCGGCGUCGGCAUCAGAGGAGUGUCGGAGCACGGCGAGAGUAUGUUCCUGAAGGGCAGGCGCGCGAACAUCGGCAAGCCGCUCCUGUCCGCCUCGGCCACCACCGCCAAGGGCCACUUCACGUGGGUCGGCGCCUUCGGCGGCCGCAUCCUGAAGGAGAGCGAGUUCGCGCAGGAGAUCCACCAGAGGAUCGACCAGUGCGUGGCUGAGGGCAACGAGGGCAUCGCGCCGCUGUACCUGCAGAACGGAGUCUACAAGAUGGACGUGCUGAUGCCAGCUGAAGUACGAGAAGGGAUCGGAAACGACGAGGACUAUGACGGCAAUCCUCAGGGGGUUGCGCCGGCGAAAGUGCAAGGGCGAAGCGACUGCCUACUCGAGCUGAAGUUGACCAGCGCGAGGUUACAGGUCACGCUGUAUUUCGAGCUCGGUGUGAAGUUUGUUGUGCAGCUCGAGGGCUUGGCCAACCUCAUGAACUACAAGCUGAAGUUCGGGAAGGAGACCGGCGAGGGGGACGAGGGCCAGGAGGACAACUUCCCGAUGCUGGUGGCCAGAGAUUCUAAGACAAAAUUGCCCUACUCGACAGCGAUUCUGGGCAAGAAGGUCACCAACUUUAUGAUCAAGAUUCCGAUGAGCUUCAUCCUGCAUCUCGGCUACCGCAGGCUGAUUUUCCAGAGCGACGGGGAGCCCGCGAUCGCGGCGCUCAAGACGGCGGUCGCGGUGGCGACGCCGACGGUGGAAUUCUUGCCUCGAGAACCGCCGGCAGGAGAGCGCCAGAGCAACGGAGGCAUCGAGGUCACCGUGCGAGAGGUCAAGAGGCACGGCAGGGCGAACAGGUACGCACUGGAGGCCAAGCUCGGCAGGAAGGUGGACGAUGACCACCCGAUCUUGAAGUGGCUACCCCAGUACGCCGCGGCCUGCAUUGGCCGGCACCGACGCGGAACCGACGGCCUCACUGGAGAACAACGGCGCUCAGGCCGCGAUUGGAAGGAGCUGGAAGCAGAGUUUGGCGAGCGGGUGGUGUACAGGCCGCUCGCGCCAGGAGGUCGCAGGAGUACCAUGGAGGAGCGCGUGAAGUCCGGGAACUUCCUGGGCUAUUACAUGAUGCGGACGGGGGCCCUGCUCGUCAUGAUGGUUGACGGCGUGGAGAAGGCCCAAGGUUUCAAGAAACUGCCGAAGGAGCAAGCCUGGGACAGCAAGGACGGGGCAGCUCUUCGAGGAGUUCCCUGGGCGACUCGCCUGGAGGAGGAGGCGCCUUCUCUGGCGAGAGCGCCGGUCGUGGCUACCGUGCGGAUGGAGCCACGAGCCCCGCGAGCGAGGUGCGUCCUACGCCGCGACAUCGAGAAGUAUGGUGCCACUGCGGGCUGUCCAGGAUGUUUCGAGCUGACGCAGAAGGGCAGGAUCACGAAAUCCCAUAGCGACGAGUGCCGCGACAGGAUCGCAGUGUUCGAGGUCGAGAAGCAGCUGGAGGAGACCAAGCUGCCCUACCGCCGCCCUCUGGAGACGGCGACCGAGCUCCUGCCCCAGAGCCGAGGGACACCGAGAUGGCGGUGGUGCUGGCCGGAGGCAGCGGAAGCGAACCGAGCGCUGCCAGGAUGCGCCGAGGAGACGCACCCGACCCUGGACGAGCUACCCGGGCACGAGGAGGAGGCGCAGAUGAACGUGGAGGACCUGGUCGACACAGCGAUGUCCCAGGCAGCGUCAUCAAGUUCAGCAUCGGCAUCCGUGUCGAGACCGAGCCAGGCUCCAGAUGGAUCGAUGGGCGUCGACUUCCUGGAGCGGACCAACGGCUACGACAAAGGCCGCACGUUUAUCAUGACCUACGAGCUGGCGAUGUUCGAGGUGCGGGCGAACGCCAACGUGAACGACGCAGAGCAGGCGGAGGAGAUCGCGCCACUUCUUACCAAGAUGUGCGCAGUGGACACUGCGGAGGUUUAUUCGCCGCGAAGGUUUGCAGAGAUGACUUUCAGGCACGGCCUCGCGCACGGCCUGGCAGUGGAUGUCGAGACUGGUUGGGAUCUGCGAUUGCCCGAGCAACGAAAGGAGUGCAAGAAGCAGCUGAAGGACGAAAACCCGCUGCUGACGAUCACCAGACCCCCGUGCACGUCACUCAGCAACUUGCGGACGCUCUCGGACUCAAAGCGAGACCCGAAGAUCGUGGAGGCGGAGAUCCUGGAAGGCGAGGCGCACCUCAACUUCAGCAUGGAGAUCUGCAAGGAGCGCUACAAGGCAGGGAAGCUAUUUCUUCACGAAGCACCUUGGUCAGCGAGUAGCUGGCACCGCCCAAGCGUUCAGGAGGUCAUGCAGUUGGCAGGCGUAUCCUUAGUCCAUGGACCUAUGUGCCGCUGGCACAUGCAGGCGACCGACUCUAACGGAAAGUUGGGCUUCGUUCGGAAGGAGACCGGGUGGCUCACUAACAGCGAGCUGCUCGCCGAGAUCCUCAAAGGACCACACCCACAUGAAGAAGAUACUGUGGUGUUCGCUGGGUACCAGGACGACUACUUCAUCGACGAUCUCACGGGUGAGAUUUUGGACCCCGAGGGUGUGCGAGCCGCGAGGCAAGAAGAACUGGAUUGGCGCCGCGGGAGGCAGGUAUGGAUGAAGGUACCUAGACGCGAGAUGCUCGAGAAGGGCAAGAAGGCAGUGACCUUGAAAUGGAUCGACACGAACAAGGGCGACCGAACUCAACCACGGUAUCGAAAGGGUAUUAAGAAAGCUAUGAGGUCCGAAGAUCGACCAGAUCAAGCUGAACUAUUUUCGGCCAUGCCACCGCUGGAAGCGUUCAGGGCGAUGGUGGCCAUCUUCGUCGGCCGCGUGAACGACGCCUACCACGACGGCGACACAGAGCAGAUCAUUUACAAGUUUUACGACAUCUCGAGGGCGCACUUCUAUGGAGAUGUGAAUCGCGAAGUGUAUGUGGAGUUACCCGAGGAGGAGACCCACGACGAUCCAGAACCCAUGGUGGGCAGGCUACUCAAGACGAUGCACGGCACAGUAGAUGCAAGUCAUGUGUGGCAAGACGACUACAUCGGCCUGGCGAGCUCGCACGGCUUCAAGGAGGGCGUCUCGAACCCAGCGCUGCUGUACCACGCCGAGCGUCAUAUACAAGCGGAGGUCCACGGUGACGACUUUGGUGUGAUGAUGCGCAAGUCCCAAGAGGGGUGGUUCGAUGACGUGCUUUCGCGCUACGACUUUAAGGUCACGGGUAUUCUGAGCAGCAGGCCCCUGGAGGAACAGAGCGUGGUCUAUCUCGACCGGGUGUCGAUCUGGAACCCCUUCGAGCGUUCGGCCUACCUCGAAGCGGACGCCCGGCACGUGAAGAUGGUGAUCAGGGACCUGGGCUUGGAGAACGCGAUGGAGGUGGCCACCCCGGCUGCGAAGAGGUCUGUCGCGGAGAUCUUGAGUGGCAACCAGACCUCGCCGAAGCUGGACGACGAGAAGGUGAAGACCUACCGCAGCGUGACCAUGCGGAUGAUGUGCCUGAGUCUGGACCGGCCCGACAUCAGCUACAGCGCGAGCAUGCAGGCUAGACACAUGAAGGAGCCGAAGGAGACCCACGUGGAGGAUCUGAAGCGCAUUGGCCGCGACUUGAAGAAGUACCCCGCUGGAAGGUUGUUGUUCCCUGCUCAGAAGCUGCCUAGAAAGGUUUGUGUUUACUGCGACAGCGACUACGCGGGGGAUCCUAUUACGAG
Messenger RNA from Prorocentrum cordatum, 5093 nucleotides. Lineage: Eukaryota; Dinophyceae; Prorocentrales; Prorocentraceae. The record is from the annotation of a GenBank genome assembly.